UUCUUGGAAGAGGCGGGACAGGGAAAGGAGAAGUGGUCCUUCUGGCAUCCGAGAAGGGCCGUGCCGCCUGCGGGAAGCCGGGGCAGUGGCGAUGGGGCCUGCUUCCGCCCGCCGGCCGGCCUCCUGCGCCCGAGGGACCCGCUCCCGCGGCGCCGGCCUGAUGCUCCUUCCUUCCAUGCUGAUGUUCGGCGUGAUCGUGGCCUCCAGCGGCCUGCUCCUGAUGAUCGAGAAGGGCAUCCUGUCUGCGGUGAAGCCCCUGCCGCUGCCUCCCUCGCGGGGUGAAGUGUCCUGGCGGAGGGCCCCGGCGGCAGAGGGCGAGGAGGAGGGCGAGGCGGUGCUGCGGGACACCCGCAACCGGACCCUGCGCGCCGUCUGCGGGCAGAAGAGCAUGCCCGGCAGCGCCUGGGACCUUCCCGCGGGGCAGAGGAAGACCCUCCUCAAGCACAUCCUGGUCAGCGACAAGCACCGCUUCCUCUACUGCUACGUGCCCAAGGUGGCCUGCUCUAACUGGAAGCGCAUCCUGAAGGUCUUGGGCGGCGCCCUGGAGAGCGUGGAGGUCAAGCUCAAGAUGGACCACCGGCGGGACCUGGUCUUCCUGGGCGACCUCAAGCCCGACGAGAUCCGCUACCGCCUCAAGCACUACUUCAAGUUCCUCUUCGUGCGGGACCCCAUGGAGCGCCUGCUCUCCGCCUACAGGAACAAAUUCGGAGAGAUCAAGGAGUACCAGCUCAAGUACGGCGUGGAGAUCGUCAAAAGGUACCGGAAGAACCCCGGGAAGACCGCCGGGGACGACGUCACCUUUUCCGAAUUCCUCCGCUUCCUCUUGGACGAGGAGCCGGAGAGGAUGAACGAGCACUGGAUGCCCAUUUACAACUUGUGCCAGCCCUGCGCCGUGAGGUACGACUUUAUCGGAUCCUACGAAAGACUGAAGGAAGAUGCCGAUUACGUCCUGGAAAGGAUCCAGGCGCCUUCUUUCGUACGCUUCCCAGAGCGGCAGUCGUGGUACAAACCGGUCACUCCCGAAACCCUGCAUUAUUAUUUGUGUAACACACCAAGGGACCUUAUCGAACAACUAUUUCCAAAGUACAUACUGGAUUUCUCUUUGUUUGCGUACCCUCUUCCAAACAUUACGACUGAAUCUUGCAGGCAAUGAACUUUUCCCAUUGUAAAUCCUAUGCAAUUACCCCUGUGAAAAUAUUCCCUACACCAAGCAGGUACUGGCUUGUUCAGUAGACUCUCCUCUACAGUUA
This is a messenger RNA of Anolis sagrei ordinatus, 1250 nucleotides long. NCBI's taxonomy places the organism in Eukaryota, Metazoa, Chordata, Lepidosauria, Squamata, Anolidae. The record is from RefSeq and is a predicted model, not a curated record.